CAAGCGAUAUCUCCACAUGGCGAGCACGCGGAGUCAGCUGAUCGGUCAGGCGCAGGCGCGAUAGGAUUUAUUUAAGGAGAAAUUCGUCGAGUAUCUGAACUAUUCUACCCUCAGAUCAAGAUGAACACUCUCAUUGUGGUAGCUAGCUUGUGUGUGGCAGCCUUCGCCUCGCCAAUCCUGAACAAGGAUUUGGACGGUGACUGGGUCCUGUACAAGCAGACCCACAAAAAGACCUACAGUCAGGACGAGGAGCAGAUGAGACGUCUGAUCUGGGAAGACAACGUGAACUACAUCCAGAAACACAACCUGGCGGCGGACCGCGGAGAACACACCUACUGGCUGGGACAGAACGAGUACGCCGAUAUGACCAUUUUUGAAUUCCGUGCCAUCAUGAACGGAUACAAAAUGUCCGCCAACAGAACAAAAGGCGACCUCUACAUGUCUCCAAGCAACAUCGGUGAUCUCCCCGACUCCGUUGACUGGAGGAAAGAGGGCUACGUCACCGACAUCAAAAAUCAGGGUCACUGCGGCUCUUGCUGGUCCUUCUCAGCCACUGGUUCACUUGAAGGUCAACAUUUCAAGGCCAGCAAGAAACUUGUGUCCCUCUCAGAACAGAAUCUCGUUGAUUGCUCCCAGAGAGAAGGUAAUCAUGGAUGCCAGGGCGGUCUAAUGGACAACGCCUUCAGAUACAUCGAGUCCAACAAAGGAAUCGACACUGAGGAGUCCUACCCCUACACAGCCAAGAACGGAUUCUGCCACUUCAAAAAGGAAAACGUCGGCGCCACUGACACCGGAUACGUAGACAUCCCCCAUAUGCAAGAGGACAAACUCCAAGAAGCCGUCGCCACCGUAGGUCCAAUUUCUGUCGCCAUCGACGCCGGCCACAAGUCGUUCCAGCUUUACAGGGAGGGAGUGUACAGCGAGCCAGCAUGCAGCUCCUCCAAACUCGACCACGGUGUGCUCGCCGUAGGCUACGGAACUGAAAGCGGCGAUGACUAUUGGCUGGUUAAAAAUAGCUGGGGUACAUCCUGGGGAAUGCAGGGAUACGUCAUGAUGGCCAGGAACAAGCAUAACAUGUGCGGUAUCGCUACACAGGCUAGCUACCCCAAGGUCUAGACUCCGCCCAAUUAAAACCCGCCAAAUUAUUGGACCACGCCUACUUCAAGGGCGUGACCAAUCAUUUCAUUCUCUCCUCCACAUUUCUCUUUCGUCAUCAUAUAUGUAUUUGUUUGUUUAUUUUGGACUUUUUAUAUUUCAAUAAAAUUAAAACAAACAAA
Molecule: messenger RNA, 1277 nt
Organism: Magallana angulata
Lineage: Eukaryota; Metazoa; Mollusca; Bivalvia; Ostreida; Ostreidae
Product: procathepsin L-like
Exons: 7
Coding region: 121-1116 (331 amino acids)
Cellular component (GO): lysosome
Molecular function (GO): cysteine-type endopeptidase activity
Source: RefSeq, a predicted model, not a curated record